AGCUAAACAAGAAAAAAAAGAAAGAGAAAAGAAAGCUACCCAACUCUUCUCUUCUCCUAUUAUUAUCAAUUCCAGUGCUGAAAUAAAACUAUUUCGCCAAUGCGAUCGGGCUGGUGAUUUUUUUUUCUUUCUUUCUUUCAUCAUCUCUUAUUCUCUUAUCUGCGUGUUAUUUUUUUUUCCCUUUUAUUUAAUUGGUCCCAUCGCUUCACCGUCAAUUCUACGCCCGUCUCGUCCUUCCUUCUUUCUCCGCCAAUCGCGCGCAACACGCAAAAACUUGAAGUACGGGAUAUAAGGAUAUACGGAUAAGGAUGUCCGAUUCUAAAGCGCGGGUUCCCGCGUGGAAGAAGCUCGGUUUGAAGCUGAAGAACGCCAAGGAUGAGAAGCGCUCUGCGUCAGCUGGGGAUGAUGCGAUGGAGGUAGAUGUCGCUGAUGGUGAAGGAGAAGGAGGCGCGGGUGAUGAUACAAAGGUGGAGAAAAAGCAGAAGCAGAAGCAGAAGCAGAAAAAGGAGAAAGGGGAGAAGAAAGAUAAAAAGGAUGAGAAGGAAAAGAAGAAGAAGGGCAAACGGACGAAGAGUGAUGUUGCCGAGGAAGAUCAAGAUGGUGAUGACGAGAAGGAUAAUGAUGAUGAUAAUAAGGAAGAAGCUUCUGAAUCGAAGGGGCGGGGUAAGAAGAGACGCUUGGAUCCUGAGGAAGAUGGGGAUAAGAAGGUGGAGGAUGUGAAGAAGGCAAAGGUUGAGAAUAGGAGGAAGAGCGUGACUUUCACCUCGGAUACGAAGCGGGAGGACGACAAGAGCGACGAAGAAUCGCUACAGACGCAAUCGAAGGAGAGCGAAGACCAGGAAGAAGACAAGGACAAAGACGAAGAAGGAUCCAAGAAGAAAAAGAAGAAAGAGAAGAAGCGCGCAAAGAAGGGCGACGUAUCGAAGACUUCGACUACGACUACCAAAACCGAUCACAUUCACGAAACACCCGUCCUCUCCUACCUCUCGCGCUACUACGAAAACCGUGAUAUUUGGAAGUUCCAGAAGAACCGCGAGACGCAUCUGCUGAAGCAUCUGCUGUCGCUCGAGCAUGUCCCUGCUCGCUAUAACGCUGCGUUGCUGGCAUAUUUGAAAGGAUUACGAGGCGAGGCUGCGAAGAUGCGGAUUCGCAUCGCGGCUGGGGAGUCGAUCAAGAACGAUAUAGAGGCCGAGAGAUCCGCAUCACAGAAGAAGCAGACAAGCGAAGAAGGAAAGGAAACGGAAACCCAAGGCGAGGAGGAGCAGGACCACACCGAGACCGAAACGAGCAAGGCUUACCACAACGUGGUGCAAGCUUUCCGAUCCCAGUUAUCUGCCGGAAAGGAGGAAUUCAGCGAUCCUACGGCCGUUGAGGCUUUGGACGCAGCCUCGAAGCAGCGACUUGAGAAGCGCAAACGAGCAGAGCUCGUGCUGUACGCUGUGAACGGUGCAGUCUGGACGGAAGAGAAGCCGAAACAGCCUCCUAGCGCUGCUCAGAAGAAGAAGAAACGGAAGAACCGUACUGCCGUCGUUGAGAUUUCGAGCAGUAGCGAAAGUGAGAGCGACAGCGACAGCGACAGCGACGACGACAAUGACAAGGACAGUAAAACGCAGAAGCCCGCUUCCUCCGCCCCGAAGCGCAACUCCUCCAGCAGCUCAUCUUCAGAUUCUGACUCGGAUAACUCAACUUCAUCCUCAUCAACAGCGGGACGUGCCACAUCAUCCUCAUCGUCCUCCUCUUCUGAUUCAGACUCCGACUCUAGCUCGGAGUCUAGUUCUGAUUCCGAUUCAAGUUCUGACUCGGAAUGACACAAUAAUAAUGUUUUGCAUUUGUGAUAGGUAUAGACAAAAAUUUGCUCUUUGUUAAACUACGAAAUAUAGAAAUGGCACUCUUGGAGGGAAAGAAAACAUACAUUUCUUUUACCGGUAUCUAGAC
This is a messenger RNA of Paecilomyces variotii, 1935 nucleotides long. RefSeq lists its product as hypothetical. The transcript has a single exon. Bases 309 to 1808 code for a protein of 499 amino acids. Lineage: Eukaryota; Fungi; Ascomycota; Eurotiomycetes; Eurotiales; Thermoascaceae. The record is from RefSeq and is a predicted model, not a curated record.